UAUCAUUUUUAUGUUAUGUGCGUUGAGCACUUAAUCACAGCUAGACAUUUCGCGGAACGUGCAUAUGCAUACAGGAAACGGGUAUAUAACAAGGCGACAACAAAACGGACGCCGCAAUCAGGUAGUAAAACCCGAGCACAACGGACAAGAUUCCUUAAGACGCGACGAUCGCAUUCACGGAAAAUGAACGUGUCAGAGGUGCCGGAAGCACCAUGUUCGUCGCCCUUCGUAAGUGGACUCUCAUUGACCGAUGUCUGCAGCGGCAAUUCGGCCACUUUGUUUCUGUCUAUGGUGAACGUGUUAGCUGCCUAUAGUCCAAUAAUUAAUGGUGUGUGCGGGCGAAUCACGCCCAUCAAGAGACCGCUACCUAUUUACGACUUCAUUGUCGUUGGAGGUGGUGCGGGUGGAUCGGUCGUGGCUUCUAGAUUAAGCGAAAUUCCUAAUUGGAAUGUGCUCCUUGUGGAAGCCGGACCGGACGAGCCAGUUGGCAUGCAAAUACCGAGCAAUCUUCAACUCUAUCUGAAUACCGAACUAGAUUGGAAGUAUAAAACCACGAAUGAAUCGUACGCGUGCUUGAAAACUAACGGCAGCUGCAGCUGGCCCAGGGGUAAAAAUCUCGGAGGGUGCACUGGCCAUCAUGGUAUGGCGUAUCAUCGAGGCCACGAGAAAGACUAUGCCAGAUGGGUGGAAAUGGGAAACGAGGGGUGGUCGUGGAAAGAAGUGCUGCCGUACUUCUUCAAAUCAGAAGACAAUAAAGAAAUUGGAAGGGUCAGGGCACAGGAUCAUGGCACUGGAGGUCCAAUGACGGUCGAAAGAUUCCCUUGGCAGCCGCAAUUCGCUUGGGACAUAAUGUCGGCGGCUAAGGAGGUAGGCUUAGGAACUACCGAAGACUUGGUGGGCGAGAAUAUCAAAGGUUUCACUGUGGCGCAGACGAUCAGCAACAAUGGUGUUAGACUUAGUACUGCCAGGGCUUUCCUGUGGCCGCACAGGAACCGCAAAAAUCUACAUGUGGCUCUGAACGCGAUGGCGACGAAGGUGAAUACGAAAAAAAUCUUGUCAAAAGUGAAAGCCGAUGGAAUCACUUUCAUUAUGAACGGUCGACGAUACAACGUAAGAGCGAGAAAAGAAGUGAUCCUUGCAGCUGGCACCAUAAAUUCGCCUCAGCUUCUGCUUCUAUCGGGCAUCGGGCCGAAGAGUCACCUAAAAUCCGUGGGGAUUCGCCCAGUCGUCGAUCUGCCAGGAGUCGGCGAAAAUCUCCACAACCAUCAAUCGUUCGGCGUGGAUUUCACUCUCAGUGAGACAAACACAAAUGAAUUGAAUAUAAAUAGUGCUGAUAUGUAUUUUUACAAUCAAACCGGUCCGUUGUCGUCCACGGGUUUGGCCCAACUUACCGGAAUACUGGCGUCCAACUAUACUACCAACGAUGAUCCGGACAUUCAGAUCUUUUUCGCCGGUUAUCAAGCCAUUUGCGACACAGGCGACAGAAUUCCGGACUUGAAAGCGGACGGUAACAAAGAAACCGUUAGGUUUACCUCCGUAAAUCUUCAAGCCUUAAGUAGAGGUAGAAUAACACUUGCCUCGAACGACCCUUUACAUCAUCCGAUCAUUUGGGGCAACGAUUUGGCGAAUCCGCAAGAUCGAUCGAUUAUGUACCAAGGUCUUCAGCAUAUCUUAAAACUACCAAAGGCAAACGCGAUGAAAAAGUACAAUAUGAAGAUGGUAGAUGACACCGUCCCAGAAUGCGAACAGUAUAAAAAAGAAAUGAAUUAUGACUAUUGGGAUUGCCAAUUCCGAUACAAUACCAGGCCUGAAAAUCAUCAAGCCGGCACUUGCAAAAUGGGGACCUCCUCGGACCCCAUGGCUGUUGUAAGUCCAGCUCUCAAGGUUCACGGCGUAGAUGGUUUGAGAGUGGCUGAUGCCUCCGUUAUGCCCAAGAUGGUUUCCGGUAAUCCCGUUGCCGUGGUCAACAUGAUCGGCGAGAGGGUCGCCGAUUUCAUAAAAAACGAUUACAAAGUGAUCUACACUCUCAAAGCAGAUUAGAUAACAAUAUCAAUACUAUGCAUAUCAAUACCAAAAACUUAGAAGUAGAAUCAACAUUUAUUCCCACCGAGUUAAUAGAUUUUAUUAUUGUAAUGUAAAUACAAAAUAAUUUUUGGCGAAAUAUUUAAUAAAGAUAUUCGAUCGUGUUUAUAUACACAAA
Messenger RNA from Temnothorax curvispinosus, 2200 nucleotides. Its product is annotated as glucose dehydrogenase [FAD, quinone]-like. The record is from RefSeq and is a predicted model, not a curated record. NCBI's taxonomy places the organism in Eukaryota, Metazoa, Arthropoda, Insecta, Hymenoptera, Formicidae. The transcript has 9 exons. Gene Ontology annotation, molecular function: oxidoreductase activity, acting on CH-OH group of donors; flavin adenine dinucleotide binding. Bases 16 to 2040 code for a protein of 674 amino acids.